Molecule: messenger RNA, 784 nt
Organism: Amorphotheca resinae ATCC 22711
Lineage: Eukaryota; Fungi; Ascomycota; Leotiomycetes; Helotiales; Amorphothecaceae
Exons: 1
Coding region: 123-710 (195 amino acids)
Source: RefSeq, a predicted model, not a curated record
CCCGCGUUCUGGAUUACUUCACCUUGAUAAUUGAUUCAUCUGCAACACUCCGGAUCCUGGUCCUUCAUUGCCAAGCAUUUCGAAUAACACAUUCAAUUCUUUCUGCCGAGUAAGACCAUCCAAUGGCUGCGGAAAACUACCAAGCUGCCAUCGACCUCAUCGACGAAGCCCACGCCCAAGACCCAAACAUCGUCACUCUCGACGGCCAAAAUGUCCCCUACGAGCUGCACUAUGCCCAGAAAAUGACACACUACCUCUCCCUGCGUGCUCCUGAUGCGUCUCCGGUCCUCAAAGUUGCGAUCCGCGCACAGCAUUUCCGGCGAUGGGAAGUGCCCCGCGAUUCCUAUCCGAUGACGAAAGCCGGCUACCUGAACUGGAGGAGCUUCUUGAAGAAGAGGCAGGCUGAUCUAGCAGCUGCGAUAUGCAUUGGAUGCAACUUUACAAAGGAGGAGGCAGAAGAAGUGGCGAAGUUGAUACGCAAGGAGGAUUUGAAGAAGAAUGAGGAUACACAAAUAUUGGAGGACGUGGCUUGUUUGGUGUUCCUGGAUGAUCAGUUUGAGAAUUUUGAGAAGGAGCAUGACGAGGAGAAGAUAAUUGGGAUAUUGAAGAAGACAUGGGUGAAAAUGAGCGAUAAAGGACAUGAAUUGGCGUUGAAGAUACCCAUGUCGGAUUCGAGUAAGGCGUUGAUCGGGAAGGCUUUACAAGGGUAAGGGUGGACGAAAUAAAGUACUGCAUAUAUACUUCCUGAUUUGGAGUUCACAUUGUUGAUAUGUCAGAGAAUGCU